Molecule: messenger RNA, 2103 nt
Organism: Rotaria socialis
Lineage: Eukaryota; Metazoa; Rotifera; Eurotatoria; Philodinida; Philodinidae
Source: the annotation of a GenBank genome assembly
AUGCCUGAUGGUGUUCGUCUAUCAGUAACACUCACUGUUCCGAUUUUAACACGUCGCGGUGAAACUUUUCCAGUUCUACUCCAGUAUAAACCCUAUCGAAAAGAUGACAGUUUAUUGUACGCAGAUCAGUCCGAUGCUCGAUAUUUGGCACGACGAGGUUUUAUAGUGAGCAAAAUUAUCAUGCAUUUAAUUACGAUGUGUAAUUUUCUUUCAUUUCAGAUUGCUCAAGUUGACAUACGUGGUACCGGCUCAUCAGAAGGUAUUCUAGUCGAACGUGAAUAUAGUACACAAGAAUUAAACGAUUGUGAGCAUAUUAUUCAACAGCUCGCUAGCGAUCGUCGUUCGAAUGGUCGAGUAGGAAUGUAUGGUAUAAGUUGGUCAGGUUUUAAUACUCUCAUGAUGGGUACUCUGAGACGACCACGUGCUUUGAGAGCUCUGUUUGCUGCACACGCUACUGACGAUCUGUACAAAAGUGAUAUUCAUUAUCCAGAUGGUAUCAUGCAUUUAGAUCAGUAUUUAAUUUUUAUCGAUCAUAGUAAUGCAAUACCUGCUCCGAUAGAUUAUAAUAUGAAUGCUCAAUGGAUAAGAGAACGGUUUAGACGACGACCUUGGAUUGAUGUUUAUCUUUCGCAACAGCUUGAUAACUCAUUUUGGAAAGAGAAUUCAAUCAAAUAUGCUUAUGAUAAUCUCACAUUACCUGUUUAUCUUAUUGGAGGAUUGUACGAUGCUUAUAGAGAUUCUCCUCUGCGUAUCUACGAAAAAACUCGUAAAAACUCACCGAAAAUCAAAGUAACUAUUGGUCCGUUUGUUCAUGCGAUGCCUGAGAAUGUGAAUCGGCAUCCAGGACCUAUUUACGAUGGUAAAGCCGAAAUGGUUCGAUGGUUCAGUCAUUGGCUUAAAGAUGAUCAAAAGGAUAGUGAGAUCAUCAAAGAACCAGACAUCACUCUUUUUAUUCGAACAAGUCUCACCACUGGUCAUUAUCGAUACGAAACGGAAUGGCCCAUUGUUCGCCAAAAGAUACGACGUAUGUACAUGUCCAAAGAUCACAAAUUGAUUGAACAAAAGCCAUUAAUGACAAAUUUAAAUGAAAAUAAGGUUUUCAACAAUGUGGAUAUUCUUGAAUAUCGACCAUGGAUUGGUUUUGAAGCUGGCACUUGGUUAGGUGGAUUAACAGAUGAUCAGCGACCUUUUGAUAAAGAUUCUCUCAUCUACGAUAGCGAACCAAUCAAUCAAGCAGUUGAACUUAUUGGCGUUGUUAAUGUUUCACUUCAGGUCAGUGCUACUGUUCGUUUAGCUCAUUGGAUUGUACGUCUGGAAGAUGUUGAUCCCAAUGGUCAAAUAGCAUUAAUCACGACAGGAGCUUUAAACGGAGCUCAGAGGCAAACUCCUCCGGCCUAUCUCAAACCUAAUUGCCAAUAUACGAUCACAUUUCCGCUUCGUUUUACUACCUGGACAUUUCUCAUUGGCCAUCGUAUUCGUAUUGCUGUUUCUAAUGCCAUGUUUCCUACCUAUUGGCCAUCUCCAUUUCCUAUGAAUACGUCUCUCUUUUUUAAUUCAUCAACUACAUUUAUUGAUUUACCUGUUUUACCAGUUCUUUCCUCGUCAAUUCCCCCAGCAUUCACUCAAAAGCAAGCUUCACCUACCGAUACACUUCCAGAAAUGUUCUCCGGAGCGAAACCAAGAGUGUAUAAAACAUAUGAAACCAAUACUAAAACAACAGUCAAUUUUGAACGAAUUUCCUAUGAACUUUUACCUAACAAUUAUUUUAUGUCGGCUUUACAGACAUUUAAUUUAUCAUGUUCUCAUCAAAAUCCAGGUGAUGUACAUUGGUCAGGUCGCGCUCAACAAACCUAUGUGUUUGAUGUUCAUGGAUAUCGAUCCAUAGAUGAUGUACCUCUCAGAAGUGGUGUUCAAGAAUUGUAUCCAAAUAUAGAUCUAUCAACGAGACCCUACUUUAUUCUGUUGACACAAUCGGAUGUUCGUUCCGAUCGAGAGUAUUUCUAUGUUAAUUUUAAACGCCAACUGUUUCGAUCAAAUUCUUCCACGAAUAAACCAUCGGAAGAGUUCAUUUUCACAGGAAAACACAAGAGAUUAUUUCAAUAA